Messenger RNA from Asterias rubens (European starfish), 654 nucleotides. RefSeq lists its product as uncharacterized. The record is from RefSeq and is a predicted model, not a curated record. NCBI's taxonomy places the organism in Eukaryota, Metazoa, Echinodermata, Asteroidea, Forcipulatida, Asteriidae. The transcript is spliced from 4 exons. The coding region runs from base 192 to 608 and encodes 138 amino acids.
UGAACAUGGAUCUAGACUUCUCCAGACAAUGAUGAUGGCUUUCUUCCACUUGAAACUUUUGUUUGGCUGAGACAUAACUUGAAGGAAAAGUCUUAUGAGGGGUAAUCUUGCAAGGAGUCAGCCCUACGGUCAAGACGUUUCAACUUAUUGAAGACAGACACUUCGAUGAUAAGGUCUGAGACAGGGAGAAGAUGCUGAUGAGCUAUGGUCAUGCUGAACGUGGGCCAUGUGGAUGGAGUGGAGACAGAAAGCGUAUCUACCCUGAUGUCACGUCGUACUCCGGUGGCAGCAGUCAGCCAGCCAGUUGCACUCGAGAUGUCUUCCUGAUUAGACAGCAAAGCCAUGUCAUGAUGACCACAUCUCCUGAUGAGUCAAUCAGGCUUAACAUCUUCAAAGACAUUUUCCCAUCAACAAGUAGAUCUCUGAGACCAGCCAAUGAUGAAGGAGCUUCACUCUCCAAUCAAAGGCGAGUUCAUAACAAGAUUGCUUUUAUCAUUUACCUGUCCAGAUCGAAGCUCUGUAAGAAUUGUGCGGAAUGCAUGUUCUUGCUGUUAUUUAAAGACACUAGACACUCGUCGUCUUAUUUGGUGUAUCUUACAUAUGCAUAAAAAUAAUAAACUUGUGAAAAUUUGAACACAAUUGGUUGUCAAAAUU